Molecule: messenger RNA, 8707 nt
Organism: Numida meleagris (helmeted guineafowl)
Lineage: Eukaryota; Metazoa; Chordata; Aves; Galliformes; Numididae
Gene: C20H1orf167
Product: chromosome 20 C1orf167 homolog
Exons: 20
Coding region: 4043-8374 (1443 amino acids)
Source: RefSeq, a predicted model, not a curated record
UACUGCACGGAGAAGUGUGGGCACUGAAGGUAAGUUAGUAAAAAAAGGACUGGGGAAAGGAAAAGGUGGGUUUGUGUAGUUCUGUGCUGCAGUGAUGAGCUCUGGAAUGUGGCAUACUAUAAAUUUGGGUCUUAUGCACAGUGUUGACUCUUCAGUGACCAAAAGCCCUGUUAAAUUUGCUCUAUCCCUUAGCAGCAUACCAUUUGUAUUUUUAAAAACAAGCGUUAUUCUUUCAAGUUUUGUCACUCUAAACAUCAGCAGAUGCUUCAUUCCCUAUACAGCACAAGCAUUACGGUGGCCUGCUGCUGUGCCUGGACCAGUGUUGCUUAUGCUUGGAUGAGCACAUGGGAGAUGUCGUAGAGCUGCAGUAAUCUGGUUUACUCUCCUGUGAUGAAGACUAGGUAGGCAGAGUUGUUUGUUUUUUAUGAAGUUGCAGAGCAACAUAUUCAGUUAGUGUUUUACUGUUCUUCAGAACUGUACAGUGACAGUAUGGAUCCCUGAAUAACGUGUUUAAACACUCAGAAGAUAGGCAGUUUUUUCUUCCCUAGACCUGUAGACCACAGACAAAAUGGCUGUUUUGAAUGCAGUGCUUUCUGAGUAUUUGCAUCACCAUAUGGUUACAUCUAAGGAAGCUCUUCCAAGCCAUUCUCCAUUGGAAAACAAAACACAGCAAAAUCUGUAUCAGUGCCCAUCUAGCUGACGUGCCAUGUGCUUUCCUGUGGAGAGUUCAGCAGAUGUGGCAGCAGCACAGAGGAGCAAGGCAAGGCAGGGGUGUCGGUACGCUUGCUGUGAAUCAAGGAUGCCAACUCUGGGCAGUAAAGCAGAGACAGAUGACAAUAAAAACCAUACCCCUUUCUUCUGAGGAAGAAAAACCAGUCAUUGCUGCCUCUCCCUCAGUGGCAUGGGGCUGAGAGCUGUGCGUGGCCCAUCACAGGGGGCCAUGUGGCUCUGCGUUUCCACCCAAAGCAUCAAUGAUGGGAAUGGGAACAUGGCAGCCGGUGGGCGAGGAGAAAAUGGUGUCCCCUCUCCAUGGUGCUGAGUGGGCGCUUUGUGCAGCAGCGUCCAUGAGAGGUCGUGGCUGAGCUGCCCUGCCGUGCCAGACCCCACAUCGUCUGGGCUGCCUUCAGAACGCUGUUCUAAUUAGCCGUGGGCGAGAGCCGCUUUCCCGUGGCCAUCUGCAGCCCUGGUGACAGGCGGCGUUGCUAAUCGGAGGGGAUAAGCUGCUUACAGCAGCCCAGCUGGAGUGAGCUCACUGCCGGAGUUGGGCGUUGAGCUGGGACAAAGCAACGGGUUUGCCCCUGCCUUCAGAGGAGCAGACAAAGAGGCGCUGAUCCUGCCCCCGAGGUUCUGGCAAGGCCGAGAAACUCUCCCAGUGAGUAAGUGUCUCAGCUGCUGGAGCUGUGAUUGCCCUCUCUUUCGUUUGGGGAAGAGUACAACAACAUGAGGCUCGAGGCCAAGCUCGCAGUGGUGUUGGCGGUUUGGUCUGUGUGGCAGAAGUCUUGUUUCUAAGGCAUUCGGUGCUAUUGGUUCUAUGAUUGGAAGCAUGUGUGGCGUGGUAUUGGACUUUUUGUAUUGGAUAUUGUGUGGUUCCAACCUGGAACAUGAGCCUUGGUCAGCAGGGGUGGGAAAAAUGGAGUUAUCUGUGCAGUACUUGUGUUUGUUAUCUAUCUUCCUUGAUAUCAUAAUGCUCAAGUGGCAUUCACUUGAAAGAGCUUUAUUUACUUUCCAUCAGCUGUGCUAUUUGCUUUGCUUGCAAUAACAGAAGUACAUUGAUCAGCUUAAUUUUUGUUUGCAGAAGUGGAUUUAUUUCAGGUUGUAAUGCGUUAGCGUUGUGCUACGCAGUGUAAACAGCAAGCACGUGUGAAAUGCUUGCUGCCAUAAAAGCUCAUAUGGAAUCCACUGGUCGUGGAUUUUUGCAGUUUGCAAUGUAUGUGGUUUGCCUUCUGGCCUUAGAGGGAAUUUUAAAAGGCACUUCAUAAAAUCUUACUGCCUUUUGAGUGGGAUUAACUACUGCUUAAAAGUGGCUGCAGUAAGGUCUGAAUGGCAAUUACGGAAAGGCCAACAAACAUGAUUUUUAAUGGAGGCCUUCUCUUUCAGGUCUCAAUGAGACCGAAAUUAGGAAUAUGUCAGGUGAAGAACAACAACUAAAAUAAGUAUGGCAGUGUAUGGAGAAUCUGGUACUUGGCAGAAAGAACUGCUGAACUAAAAAACAACAACCCAGUGCCAAAGUUUCAGGUGUUCAUGGAACAAACCAGCACUGAUAAGCGUGAUGGUUCUGUGUCCUUUGACAGUUCAAAACCCUUUACCUAUGUGAUAUGUUCGGUUGGGUGUUCCUGGGAUGCAAGGAGAGCUUCUACAGAACAGCGUUCUGCAUUUUGAUGUUACACUUGGUGCAGUGGGAGGUCCCCUAAAGAAGGCAGCAGUGCUUUGUCUGCUUGCUCUGUAGGUUGCCAAUUUCUACUUGGCUUGAGAAAAAUAAAAACAGUACGUUUGGUGACAUUUGAAAGGCAGAAAUAGCAGUUCCCAAGGAUAAUUGCAGCACUGCAUGAUGAUCUACUGUCCAUUUGGCAAUCAAGUGUGCUCCCCACUUUGUGGUGAUUACUGAACGAGUUUGUAUGGCUGCUUGCAGCCAGGGGUGACUAAGGCUUACAUACUUUGGAAACGAUGCCAUUUGAAUGGAGACCUUCUGCUACUUGAGUAUGUUUGAAAAGGAUGGUGGGCGUUUAUUUCCUAGGCCAUGCUGUCUUUCUUUCCAUGUUAACUAUUUCUUUAAGACAAUCUAGAUGCGUGUCUUUUACAACCCAUGAUUUUCAGUUUUUAGAAGAGGAAUAGCAAAGAAUGCUUGGAAUGACAGAGUGAUUGGCAUUUGCAUUUAAAAUUUGAUUAUUUUUUUUUUAAAUUUGAAAUUUGAAUGAAAGCACAGUCCCCUUGAAUGGCACUUACUGCUGUUACCAACAACUUAUGGAUCUGUUCUGCAUGAGAUCUGUAUGUGUAACCAUCUGACUUAGGGGCUAGACUGCAAAUUAGGUCUCCCAUCUAUGUUGUAAUUCUUCCAAGUUGGGGGACAGUGUAGAUUCUCUGCAUGUUUAAACACGGUUCCGUUCUGUAGAGUGGACAAGGAGAAACUGCCCUACGUAGCCUCGAGCCUUUGCAGGGCUGUAACGCAAUCUGUGAAGAAAUUUCCACCUGACAUGCAGUUAAACAGUACCUUAAGUCCAUGCAGUACCAUUGCUUGAAGAAAAUGGGCAUGGAGGAGAUGUGAAUUUGAUUUCUGAUCAAUGAAGAGGGGAUAAUCAUCGUGUUCCAGAUGGAAUCAUGUUGCUCUGAGCUGUGCUUUUUUUUUUUUUUUUUAAAGUCUUUCUCUUCCAGCAGUUUUGUUGCGAAUUAAGUCUUUCCCUUCAGUCAUUCCUGCUCUGCCAGCCAUGAUUAUCUACUGACAAUAGGAAGCAAACAGUGACCAUAUUACUUCCAGGAUUGAGACUGGUGGAUUGGAGGCAAAGAGUCUUACAAGGAAAGUACCCAAAGCCUGUGGCAAACUAGAGAAGAUGUGUUGAGAAAUAUGCAUGCUCCUCUGUUCAUAUUUCUUCUUGUUUUUCUUCAGAGCAAAGGAACUUUCAGAAGGAUGUGAAUGUUGAUCUGUAUUUGGGUGCAAGAAGUUGAGUAGGCGUUUCUCAUCGCUGGCUUGAGGCUGCUGCACUCAGUGUAACUCCCAGGCAGACAGCAGAACGAGGCUGGCUGUGUACCUCACAGAGAGGUGCAGACUGAUCUCUCCUGGCCUUUUCAGCUGCUCUGGGAUACCACCACUCAGUUCUACAGCUCCUGCUUCCAGCAGCAAAAUAAUCUCUACUCUAAGCUGCAGCAGCUCAGCUCUAAGCACGUGGUUCACGGAACUGCCCAUCUUGCUGUGUCCACGCUCCCUGCUGCGAAACUCUCUCAGAGACACUCUCACCUUGAGGCUUAUCACUUAGAAGGGAGAAGGAAUGAGAAUUUUGGCCUUCCUCAGCACCACAACCAGAAAGCAAAAGCAGCUGGGAGCUGCUCCAUGCCUACUGCUCAUCAUCACUGUUUAGAAGGAAGGAACAAGACCAGUGACUAUCCCGUGGAAAAGCAGCAGCCACCUGCUGUGUCUUGUAUGGAUGCUGGGAACCCUUCGCUGGUCAAUGCACGUUUGCCAUUCCAUGCUGUAGAUAGCCCUCUUAGGCACAACUUAGCGCUGUGUCCUUCUUCAAGGAGCUCAAGGGAAAGUGUCAACGCUUGUUGUAGUUCAGCCCUGACCUCGAGUGAUCUCAGUCCAUCUAAUUUGGAGUCCCUUCAGCCUCUUUUGCAGUCUUCACAGAUUUCUGCUGGCUUGUACUGUUCAAUCCGAAGGCUGAAGCAAGAAAUUGCUUUCAUGGGGAUCCGGGGCUCCCUUCCUCUGGAGCCCAAGUCUUCUCCAGUUGGUGGCAGUUUGUGCUUUGCUCCUGAUGAUCCAACUCCUAUUAUCCUGAGCACAGGAGAACAGCUAGCUGGAGUAAAAACCAGUGCUGCUCAGGCAAGAUUGAGAUGGAGCAUCCCGUUUGCUAAAGGCACGAGCCUUGGUGCAGUGACGAGGGACUUUGGGCAUGCUGAACCUAUCUCUGUCUCUCACAGAUGCAGAUACAUUGACUCGAGCAUGUGGAGAACCAAACUUUCAGGUGACAUCCGUCCAGAAAGACUCUCUGCUGGGAGAGGCUCUGGCAGGCUUGUGAAUACAGAAGAAGAUUCCUCCUACAAUUGCUCCGCUUAUUUCAGAUGCCAGUCCCAGGCAAAGCCAACUCUGGAAACUGGUGGUAUUUAUGUUCAUACAAAAAAUCGUUCUUAUGAAAAGGUUCUUAAAGCAGAAGAGACAUCUGGUGGGGUAUCCCUAUGUGCUGUGCCUUGGAAAAAAAACCACCCAGAGGGUCUGCACGUGUCAGUGGAAACGUGGUUGGCUGGGGCUCAGAUGAACGUUGGCGUAUCCAUGUAUGGGUCUCCAAGGGAAGUGUGUGUAAGAGUCACUUCUCCUUCUGGAGAUCAAGAGUUUAGACCAAUACAGCAGCUUAGCAUCAAGGCUGAAGAAGUCGACAACUCUAAACCUCCUGCUGAGUCCAGCACAAGGCUAGAAGAGGUAUGUGACUGUAGAUCUCAAGCAGCCAGCAGGAUGGCAGUGGUGGACAGCAGCCAGUCCAGCCCCUUCAGCACUCAGGUUGAAAAAGACUUUGGUGACUGUUCUGACAUAGAACGUGUGAAUGCAAACAGAAGAGAAAGGAGAAACAAAUGCUCCCAGCAAAGCAGCUGGAGGAACUGGGAAGCUGAUGCCAAUCCUGACCCCUCUGAAGAACCUUCUGUAGAGAGGAAUACCAAAGAACCACAGUGCUGUGGAGAAAGGAGCCAGACACAGGAAACUGUGCCCAGUGAGGUGUCCGAGAACAGCUUCUCAUCUCUGAAGGUGAAUGAGCAAAGUUUCCAGCACUUACACGACAGACAAAUGGUAACUAGGUGUUUCCAUGCCUGGAGGGACCACGUCAUCUGGAAGAGGGCUGCAGCCAGGCAGCAGCAGCUUCAGAAGGCCCUUGGUGCUUUGGAGGUAGCCCAGCAGAGACAUGCCUCAGCUGUUCUAGCUGCCAGCUUCCACAAGUGGAAGGAAGCUGUGGCAAAACGGAGCCAAAAACAAGCUGCACAGUCUGAGUCAUGUACUUAUACCCAAAGUUCAUCGGUGGGUUUUUCUGGAAUAGGAAGAUUAGCAACUAUGACAACCUCAGCUCAGCACCAGCUUACAGCAGGAUACAUGAAGGAAGCUGAGCAGGCUUGUAGGGUGGAGAGUGAACUGUGGACUCAGCUUCAUCGCAGGCAGAGAGGAGAUGAGUUCUGCUGGAGAGCUCAAGCAAUAAGGGAUAUGAGGCGCCUAGCUGCAGCUUUCAGACUGUGGCGCCUUCAGAAGGAGCUGCUGAGCAAUGAGGAAGCCAGGCUGCUGGAAGCAUGUGCCCUGCUAGAAAAGAAGCGGCUACGAAACAUUUUCCAGGUGUGGCAGUCACGGUACUCAGAAAAGGAAAAGAUUUCAAGGCUGACAAUUCAGAUCCAAAGAAACUUGGUCUCCCGGUGCUUCAGUGCAUGGAAAGAGAAUGUUGAGCAGAAGGCGUAUUACAAGAGCAAGCUGACACAUCUCAGAGUAGAAUCAAUGAGGAAAUACUUCCAGCAGUGGUUUCAGAUGCUGCAGGUCAGAGAAAGCAAUAAGCAGGCAAUGGUGAACUUCCUCCUUCUGAGAUGGAGGCAGCAUUAUGCUGUAAGCUCGGUAGCUCACAGGACUGCAACAGGAGAUGACAGCCAGCCAUGGUGGACAGCAGUGACACAGUUUCCUGAGAAAACAGGCUACUCUCUCAAUGACUUCUGCCUAAAGGUGAAACUCCAGAGAGUAUAUCUGUUGUGGAAAGAGAGGCUGUAUGAGCACCGCAGAGCUGAUUCUUUCUCUCAGGCUUUGGAGGAGUGUAGACUCAGAAAAGCUCUGAAAUUAUGGCACCAGAAGUAUCUCAUGCUGAAGACGAUUGAACGAAGUCCUCAGUGCUCUCACAGGGCUGUCUGUGAAGAGCCUCUUGCUGUGCUGUUUUGUGAGGAACUCUCAACAUCUUCUGGCUUCCACAGCAGUGCUCCAGCUACUCUUGCCUCUGAAAGCUCACUGGAAAAGGAAUACAGUUUUAGUGACAGCAGCCAGCAGAGCUGCUCCUCUGUUCUGACUGCUGAGGAUGUGACAUACCUGCCCUACAACAGUUCUUUCCUGGAACUACACCAAUGUACAGAGCUGCCAGCUGAGCUGGGUGGAGAGCUGUGCUUGCAAGCCUCCUUUCCUCCAUGGAGUUCUGGAUCUGGAGAAAAUUGGUUUGUGGGAGGUCGGUUCCAGUCUUUGGCCCUGCAGAGUGCAGGCAGUAGUGUCCAACCUCUUGUCAGUUACUCUACAUGGGAAGAGGACUGCAGCUCUGAGAAGGAGAUGGAAAGUUCCUGGCACCAAGUGGAGAAGUGCUGCCUGCAGAAGUACUUUAUCAUCUGGUCCACUCAGACUCAGCAACUUGCAAAGGCCCAGCAGUACCGCAGGCUUCUUCAGCUGUCUCGAGCCUUUCUCAGGUGGCAACACUGGGCUGUGGAAAACAAGAACCAAAAAGCAGCAGCAGCCCUUAAAUACCAAUUUAAUCGCUGCCAGAUGGCUUUCAGCUUGUGGAAGAAGAGACUGGCCCAGAAAGUGGAGGCUGACCAGAGAUUCAGGAGUCACAUCCACCAGAUGACUGCUGAUGCUCUUUGGCGUUGGCAUUCCUACUGUCAGAGGAAGUGUGCCAUGAGGGAGCUGCAGCAGAGAUGGGCUCAGCACAGCUGCCAGGAGAAGAAGAGAUUGAUCCUGCAGACGUGGCGCUGCCAAACAAGGCAGCUGAAAAAUGCUGCUUUAUUCUGGGAGCGUCUUCUGCUGCGCAGGUGCCUAUUCAUCUGGGCUCAGGUCACUGCCUGCAGACUGAGGCAGCAGGAAGCCCUCUGUUGUUUUAAAAGGGUCAGAGAGCACCAUCUUCUAGAAGUGAGUUUUGCUGAAUGGAGAGUGAAAUUCUUGGCAGCUAAAAAGCAGUUGCUGAGAGAAGAGAAAAAACAUGAGUGGCAGGGACCCUCUCAAGCUAAAGCCUGUCAGCGCUGGCGACUGGCCUCGAGGGGACAGCAAGCCCUGCACCUGGGGUCUGUGGCCACUGUGAAACAGGCCUGCAACUACUGGACAAAAGCAGCUGCCUUUUCCCAGUGCUCACGGCAACGCAGUACCCUGAUAGGUGCGAGGAAGAGCAAGAAGAUGUCUUUGUCUUUGUCCAUAAAAAGGAGAGGAUGCAGAGAAAAAGAUUCAGUGCCAGCUGCCUCCCUUGGGUUUUUUCCCAGUGCUGUUCACCGCUGGCUGGUGAUCUACAGAAGCCAAAGGAGGAGUGAAAGGCUGCUGUUCCCUCAACAGCCAGAGAGACAUGAUUUGGUAGGACCUGUCCCUGUGCACUCCAGGAUCCAGGAGAACAAAGCAGAGGUGGACCCUGAUGAGUGGAAUGAGAACUGGCUUGGGAGGAAGUAUCUGAGGUGGUGGCAUCACACGGUGACGCUGCGCCGGUGCCAGCGUGCCAGGAGGCUGAGCAGUCUGGCAAGGGGGUGGCACCAGUGGAAAGAAGCCAGCGAGGUGGUGAUGCUAGCACAGGUGUUGGACCAGCAGCGGCUGAUAGAAAAGGCUUGGAAGGCUUGGAGACGACGAUACUUACAGAGCUGUGUAGUGCAGAGGUUUCUGGAGGUCGAAGCCAGGAGCCUACUGUCUGAGGCCUUUGGAAGGUGGCGUCAGCUCACAGCGUUGCAGCUCAAGGACAAAGGACACUGCUGAAUGGUGGGGCCUGCCUGCAGCUGCUCAUUUCAGGAGUGGAGGAUACAGCUGGCUGUCACAGCGAAGAGCUGGUCUCUUGCAAUCACGGAAGCGGUGAAUGAUCUACCCGUGUGAUAAAAGCAGUGCUGCAGGCCCGAAGCAUGGUGAUAGCCAAAGCACAACCACAGAGAGAUGGUACCUAGAGAAAGGUCUUAUGUGAAGGACUGAUAUUCUGCCUCCCUGCUGCCACAAACUUGAGAACUUACUUAAUCGCUUUUGUUGUGAGGUUGCGUUCCAUUUUCUGCUAGAGCCUGAUUUUGUUGGAGUUCUGAUUAAAAGUCAAAAAAUACUUUA